AGAGAAACGAUUUUUUUUCCUAAAGACUUUUUCAGGUGAAAGAUGGGUACUCUAUCGUUCUUCCCUCCGUCACUUUCAUCUCAACUUAGGAGCCAUGAAAAUCAGUUGUCAUUAAAAACCCAACUUUCAAAUCCUCUUAAAUUUCCUAAAAUCUCCGUAACUAAACCUUCUUUAUCUAAGAAAUCCUGCAAUAGAAGCGUAGUUGUUCACAGCAAUCAAAAUGACUCUCAAUUUGUGGAUGAAAACGGUGUAGUUGAAGAUAUGGAUGGUUAUAUGAACCAUCUCUCUCUAGAAUACGAUUCCGUCUGGGAUACAAAACCUGCUUGGUGUCAGCCUUGGACGAUAACGCUAACUGGAGUAUCGGCGAUUGGUGGUAGCUGGAUCAUAAUGCACUCAGUGAUAAUCAGUGCAGUGGUUGUCUUUCUAAUUUCUGCAUGGUGGUACAUUUUUCUCUAUUCUUAUCCUAAGGCGUAUUCAAGUAUGAUAUUGGAACGUAGAAACAAAGUUAACAGUGGUCUCGAGGAUACGUUUGGUAAUUACAAGAGCCAAUGAUCUUUGCCCAUGAGUAUACACAACAAAAUUGUUAAGUCAGUCAGUUUUACUUAUAUUUCUGUAAAUUACACCAUGAACAAGAGUGGCAUUGUCUUGUGAAGAUACAUGUGCUGUAACCGUGUAAUGUUUAUACAGGCUAGAACAUACAUUUCUUUGGAUCAAAUCAUUCAUUUAUGAAAGAAUUUGGUAACAAACUUCUGAUUAAGAAUAUCAUGUUCCCAUA
This is a messenger RNA of Papaver somniferum (opium poppy), 775 nucleotides long. RefSeq lists its product as uncharacterized. Bases 43 to 552 code for a protein of 169 amino acids. NCBI's taxonomy places the organism in Eukaryota, Viridiplantae, Streptophyta, Magnoliopsida, Ranunculales, Papaveraceae. The record is from RefSeq and is a predicted model, not a curated record. The transcript is spliced from 3 exons. Gene Ontology annotation, cellular component: chloroplast.